Molecule: messenger RNA, 2770 nt
Organism: Melanotaenia boesemani (Boeseman's rainbowfish)
Lineage: Eukaryota; Metazoa; Chordata; Actinopteri; Atheriniformes; Melanotaeniidae
Gene: chrna2b
Product: cholinergic receptor, nicotinic, alpha 2b (neuronal)
Exons: 6
Coding region: 636-2306 (556 amino acids)
Biological process (GO): monoatomic ion transmembrane transport; chemical synaptic transmission; regulation of membrane potential
Cellular component (GO): postsynaptic membrane; synapse; neuron projection
Molecular function (GO): transmembrane signaling receptor activity; acetylcholine-gated monoatomic cation-selective channel activity
Source: RefSeq, a predicted model, not a curated record
GGACUAAGCUAAUCUGCCUGUCCAGAUCAGCUGUUCAUAGUUAUAAUAAAAAAACUACUUCUACCUUUAAAAUGGAAAAGUCUUAGGUUUGAUCAACACGUACGCUUGGCAAGCUGCGUAAAAGGCGCAAUUGUUGGAUACGGCACAGGAGCAACCUGGACCUUUAUCCUGUGAUUUCUUAAUAUUAGCCUUGGGAAGGUUUAUUUAACUGGCUUUUACACAAGCUAUUGCACCAGACGUCAGCCUCAGAAGGAAGGCGCUUCCUGAUUCAGCACCGACUGAUGGAGAACUCUCCGACUCAGUGCGAAGAUAGAGACUUGACAUCCAGUUCAGUUUCUACUGGUCAGUUAAUUCCACACUGACAGUGAACAAAGUGACACCAAUGUUAAGCUUAAGAGAAAAAAAAGGGCAAAGUUGGUCCAUCGGGAUGUUCUUAUUCUCACUCCCCGCCCCGUGAUAUGACAGCAGUUGACGUGACAGUCGCGGUGAACUUGUCCUGAUAUGCCUCCCAGCUGCGAAGAUGACAGAUGUUGCUCUCACGUCGCGGUUUCAAGACAGCACUUUGACAGUGGACGGAAACUGCUCCGCACUCCUCUCUGGUGAAGCUGAAUUUUAUUUCCCGACCAGAAAACAAAAUGGUAUGCAACCACCUGUUCUGUGUGGGGACUCCUAUCAUUAUCUUAGCGCUACUUCUGAGUCAGUCAGUUUGUUGUCAUGAGAAGACCCACUCGCAUGCUGAAGACGAGCUCUUCAAGACAUUGUUCGCUGGUUACAACAAGUGGUCGAGACCUGUGCCAAACAUUUCUGAUGUGGUAAUUGUCAAGUUUGGACUGUCAAUCGCUCAGCUCAUCGAUGUGGAUGAGAAGAACCAAAUGAUGACAACCAAUGUGUGGCUUAAACAGGAGUGGAAUGACUACAAACUUCGCUGGAGACCAUCUGACUAUGACAAUGUGACAUCCAUUAGAGUGCCAUCAGAGCUCAUAUGGGUACCAGAUAUUGUCCUCUAUAACAAUGCUGAUGGUGAAUUUGCUGUGACCCACAUGACAAAAGCUCACCUAUUCCACACAGGGAAAAUUCGCUGGGUCCCACCAGCCAUUUACAAGAGCUCCUGCAGCAUCGAUGUGACCUUUUUCCCCUUUGAUCAACAAAACUGUAAAAUGAAAUUUGGCUCCUGGACCUAUGACAAGGCCAAGAUUGACCUGGAGCAAAUUGAAAACAGCGUGGAUCUCAGCAACUACUGGGAGAGCGGUGAAUGGGCCAUUAUCAACGCUGUGGGAACAUACAAUACGAAGAAAUAUGACUGUUGCCAUGAGAUCUACCCAGACAUCACCUAUUUCUUCAUCAUCCGAAGGCUUCCUUUGUUUUACACAAUCAACCUCAUCAUCCCCUGUUUGUUAAUCUCCUGUCUAACUGUUUUGGUUUUCUAUCUACCCUCAGAUUGUGGAGAGAAGAUCACUCUUUGUAUCUCUGUGCUUUUAUCCCUCACCGUCUUCCUUCUGCUCAUCACAGAGAUCAUACCAUCCACAUCCCUUGUCAUCCCCCUCAUUGGCGAAUACCUCCUCUUCACUAUGAUUUUUGUCACCCUGUCCAUCGUCAUCACUGUGUUUGUGCUUAACGUUCAUCAUCGCUCUCCCAGCACCCACAAGAUGCCUCGCUGGGUUCACUCUGUGUUCCUGGAUUUGAUCCCACGCUGGCUAUUCAUGCGUCGGCCUGCACCUGAUGGUCGGCGCCGCAGACUAUUGCUGCUCCAGCAGGAAGCAAUGGCAGAGCGGCGGCAGCUCCGGAUAACCGGCUACAAAUCCAGCAACUGCAUCAGCACCUCUUCUACCUGGUUAAGAGAUGGGACCACACUGGAAGACACAGAGAGGAGCUGUUACGAGGAUUUGGAGCUGGGAACUCUGUCGUCAUAUUUCUCCUUCCGUCCUCCUUCACCCAGACCUCCAGGGUCAACUCCUCCAUUGCAUCAAAAAGCUUCACAGAACAGCCAGAACCGACAGGAGGGGGCUGCAGGGUCCAAUAGACAAUCAAGUGGAGCCAGAGUUAACUCCACUCAGAGGCUAGCUAAAGUUGACAGUGCAGUGUCAGAGUCAUCACUGAUGCUUUCACCAAAUAUUAUGCGUGCAUUAGAUGGGGUGCACUACAUCGCAGACCACCUGAGAGCUGAAGAUGCUGACUUCAGUGUAAAAGAGGAUUGGAAGUAUGUUGCCAUGGUGAUUGACCGCAUCUUCCUGUGGAUGUUCAUCAUUGUGUGCUUGCUUGGGACAAUUGGCCUCUUCCUGCCCCCAUGGCUAGCUGGCAUGAUUUAAUGUUUAUAAGAAAGUGUUAAUUAGGAAAAAAAAUAAAAUAAAAAAUACAUUUGCAAUGUAGCUAAGCUCUGCUUCAAACCUGGGACUCAAGUUUGUGUAACACUGUAUGACCUAUGUGACCUCAAUGAUUAAUAUUACAGCAAUAGCGGUAUUGCUACUUGCUAUUUCCAGAUUAUCAUCACUCAUCCUCAUAAGGGUUUAUUCUUUGGAACUACAGUAGCAGCUUUAGGAUCUCAUAUGUGUCUUGUCACUCUAAGUAAUCUAGGCUUGAAAUAACUUUAGCCAGUGCAAGAUGCACUUAAAUUCAGGGUUCCCCACUCACCUUCACAUGGAAUGUGAUUCAGCUGGUAUUUGACCUUGAUACUAACAUUAUCAUGUUAAAAUUCCUUAAAUUUAGAAGGUUAGCUGGAUGUUAGCAAAUAUUGGAAGUAAUAUUUGGGAGGUUAGCAUGCUAAUGUUGUAAU